Molecule: messenger RNA, 1157 nt
Organism: Cajanus cajan (pigeon pea)
Lineage: Eukaryota; Viridiplantae; Streptophyta; Magnoliopsida; Fabales; Fabaceae
Molecular function (GO): catalytic activity
Source: RefSeq, a predicted model, not a curated record
CCGUUUCCAUUGUGAUUGAGUUGAUAGAGAGAAUGGUGAACCUAGUGGCGGCACAGAAGCCAUUGCUUCACGGGCUAAUGAAGAUGGCCGGGAUCAGGCCCUACACGGUGGAGAUAGAGCCCGGCACCGUCAUGAGCUUCUGGGUCCCCUCGGAGACCAUAACCAAGCCCAACAAAAAAGACGAGAAGCCCAAACUGAAGGCCAAGCCCAAGAAACCCGCAGUGGUGCUGGUGCACGGUUUCGCCGCGGAGGGGCUGGUGACGUGGCAGUUCCAAGUGGGCGCGUUGACGAAGAAGUACGCGGUUUAUGUUCCGGACCUUCUGUUCUUCGGAGGGUCCACGACGGACAAAACGGAACGGUCGCCGAGGUUUCAAGCGGAGUGUUUGGUUACGGGGUUGAGGAAAGUGGGGGUGGAGAAGUGCGUGGUGGUGGGUUUCAGUUACGGGGGAAUGGUGGCGUUCAAGAUGGCGGAGAUGUACCCUGAAAUGGUUCAGGCUUUGGUGAUUUCUGGGUCCAUUUUGGCCAUGACGGACUCCAUCAGCAUCUCGUCGCUGCAAGAACUUGGCUUCUCUUCUUCUUCGGAGCUCUUGUUGCCUACUUCCGUUAAGGGGCUUAAGGCGCUUUUGUCCGUCGCUGCGCACAGAAAACUCUGGUUCCCGGAUCGUUUGCACAAGGAUUUUCUUGAGGUGAUGUUUACAAAUAGGAAGGAGCGAGGUGAGCUUUUGGAGGGCUUAGUAGUUAGCAAUAGAGAUAUCACCAUCCCAAAUUAUCCACAGAGAAUUCAUCUCUUAUGGGGCGAGAAUGAUCAAAUUUUCAAACUGGAGCAUGCACAAAAUAUGAAAGAACAACUAGGGGAUGGCACCACGUUUGAAGGCAUAAAGAAAGCUGGUCACCUGGUUCAUCUGGAACGACCCUGUGUUUACAACAGAUGCCUUAAGCACUUUAUUGCUUCCUUCUUCGCAUCAAUUAAUGAACCCAAAAAAUAAUUAAUCCACUUACGUAUUCAACCCUAUUCUCAGCUUGCUCAGAUUAAAUAUAUGUAUGUUAUUGGAGGUGACAUCAAUCAAAGAUAUAUAUGUUGUUUCUAAUAUCCAUUGUAUUAUAAACAGCUAGACUACUUUUCAUAUAAGAUGGUUUUACUGGUGUUUCCUUCCUUC